AUGUUCCUGGACCUCCUCAAGCGGCUGAAGUUCACAUCGGACGAGACUAUCCUCCAUUUGAAGACAAUGUUGAACGGCCCGAUUGCGCAAAAGUUCCCCCUUUUCACGAUCAGCACCGGUCCCACCACCAGAUUCGAGUACUUCCUCAAGGUUGGUGGAUCUCUGCGCUCUGCAGUUGCCCCGGAUCCCGGGCUCCGUCCGCCGCAGACGAGAGCCGACCAAGUGACGACCGAGGACCUCAAUAUAUCCCAGAUCCGUUUUGAAGAGGGGCGAGUUCUAAGCCACGAUUCUUACCGCAAUCUGCGCCCGCCGCAGUACAUGGUGCCUCUGGGGGAGGUCUACCGGGCGGGCCGAAUCUACGGGGAACCCCAGGAGGUGAUAUUAACCAAUUUCUUCGUCAUGAUGGACGUGAUCACGCCGAAGAAGAGCCUUUGGAUCCUGUACCGCUACGAAAAGCGGGUGGAGCGGGUGAACAGGGGGGUUCGCUGGGAGCGGGUCAAGUUCAAGAAAGACCGCGACUGUGUGUUCCCGGGUCUCAAAUCCUUCGACACAGUUGUCUCCUUGACGACAUCGCGAAAUGGACCGGUCCUGCUACACAGUAGGGAGAUGGUCGCCAUGAACGCCUUCAAGGCGGCGCUGCCCCAGAACUGGGUGCCGGUGUAA
Molecule: messenger RNA, 663 nt
Organism: Thermothielavioides terrestris NRRL 8126
Lineage: Eukaryota; Fungi; Ascomycota; Sordariomycetes; Sordariales; Chaetomiaceae
Exons: 1
Coding region: 1-663 (220 amino acids)
Source: RefSeq, a predicted model, not a curated record